AUUCAGCCGUGUAAAUAAGCGUUGACGCGCACGCGAAGAAAACGACCGAAACGGCGCUUAAAGUCGUGUAUAGGUUGGACCCAAAGCGCUUUCCGCGAUGCUUCCCGCUGCUGCGGUUUUUCACUUCCCAUGGGAAAUAAACUCUGGAGCAGUGAAGGAUGGAGAGUCUGUCAGAACAUUCGGAAGGCUUGUCUGCUAUCAGCCUGAGGAGUCCAGGGCUACGCUGUCCGCUCACCAUGCUGCGAACGAGCACACUGUGGUCAUCCACACGUUGUUUGUGGAGCCUUUUAAUCCAAUACUUGGGGCCCAGUAUCUUGUUCUGGGUGAGAUAGAAAACGCUGAGGAGGUUGAUGUGAGGGUCCAGGCUCGUGUACUGAACUGCAUCGAUGGUGUAAAUGUUGCUCUUCUGCAGAAAGCUAUCAAUGAGCAGAGGAGCUUCUUCAGGGAACGGGAGUGCACACAAGAUGGCGUUGCACAGCCUGGAGAUGCAACCUGAUCAAGUUCUUUAUUCAUCAUACCUAAGCCACAGCACUGGACCCUAAGCUGUUUGAUAAAGUGCCCUCUGCUCUUUAGUAUAAUGUACAAUACUAUGUGUUGCUAUGCAACAUAGAUAUAAUCAUAAACUGUCUGUUAAUUCAAUUGACCUAGAUGAUACUUUUGUUUUUAGGAAAAGUGCCUAUUCACCAGUAACGUUUUUGGUUUCUGAUGAGCUUUCUUGAGAAAAGACAAUACUUUUUAAUACAAAACUUGCUUUUUUU
Molecule: messenger RNA, 758 nt
Organism: Betta splendens (Siamese fighting fish)
Lineage: Eukaryota; Metazoa; Chordata; Actinopteri; Anabantiformes; Osphronemidae
Gene: ten1
Product: TEN1 subunit of CST complex
Exons: 3
Coding region: 98-496 (132 amino acids)
Biological process (GO): negative regulation of telomere maintenance via telomerase
Cellular component (GO): CST complex
Molecular function (GO): telomeric repeat DNA binding; single-stranded DNA binding; telomerase inhibitor activity
Source: RefSeq, a predicted model, not a curated record